This is a messenger RNA of Onychostoma macrolepis, 2530 nucleotides long. RefSeq names its product origin recognition complex, subunit 5 (gene orc5). The transcript has 15 exons. Gene Ontology annotation, molecular function: DNA replication origin binding. Lineage: Eukaryota; Metazoa; Chordata; Actinopteri; Cypriniformes; Cyprinidae. The coding region runs from base 623 to 2086 and encodes 487 amino acids. Gene Ontology annotation, cellular component: nuclear origin of replication recognition complex; nucleus. The record is from RefSeq and is a predicted model, not a curated record. Gene Ontology annotation, biological process: DNA replication; DNA replication initiation.
CUGAAUCUAGAUUAAGGUUCUGUCUGGAUUCAGUUUGGACUCAGGUCCACGGUAGAUUCAAACUGCACUCAGUUCUAUCUGGAUUUAGCUCCUAUCUGAAUUGAGUCUAAAUUCUGGUCCGAUCUGGAUUGAAUCUAGAUUUAGGUUCUAGCUGGAUUCAGGUCCUGUCUGGAUUCAGUCCAGAUUUAGGUGCUUUUUGGAUUGAUACUGGAUUCUGGUUAGAUCAGGAUGAAGUCUAGAUUUAGGUUAAAUCAGGAUUCAAUUUGGACUUAGAUACGCCACGAGCUCACACUGCACUCAGGUCCUUUACAGAUUCAGUCCGAAUUCAUAUCCUUUCUGGAUUCAGGUUGUAUCUGGAUUCAGUCUAGAUUUAGGUCCUUUAAGAAUUCAGUCUGGAUUCAGAUCCUAUCAAGAUUGCGACUGGAUUCAGGUCCUGUCUGGAAUCAGAUCGUGUCUGGGUUAAAUCUACUUUUAUGAAUUCAGUCCACUCUGCAUUUAGUCCUCUGUGGUUUCAAUCCGGACUCGGUCCUCUCUGGAUGUUGCUUGGGGUGCCACCUAAAAACUCAAGUACAGACAGACCAGCUCACAGAUGUCGCGACAGACUAAGCAGUUUUAGCGCCAGAUGUCACAGUGCUUCGUUCAGCGUGGAUGUGGCAGUCUGUCCGUGACUCCAAUGAUGUUCUCUUCCAGCUCUCUUCUCAUUCAGCCUCUAUGCAUCCGCAUCAUUCAGCCAAGCAAUCUCAUUAAGAGAAUGUCUGUGACACUGCAGUGUCCCGGUUAUGCUGAGGACACACUGCGCUCUCUGGCUGACAGACUGCCAUGCAGAGAGACACAGCUCUUGUCACUGCUGUCGCUCAUGGGACAGCCUGAUCAAUACAGUUAUCCUUCAAUCUUCAUCUAUGGCCACAGAUCAACAGGAAAGAGUCAUGUGGUGCUCUCCAUCAUGAAAGACUUGGAGCUCCCCCAUGCGUCAGUGGACUGUGUUGAGUGUGUGUCCAGUGGGCUUCUCUUUAACCAGGUGUUGUCUGCCUUUUUUGGGGCCGAUGCUGCAGCAUUGCUUCCCCGUUGCCCAUCUUUGUCAGAUUUUGUGCGACUGUACAAACAGAUGAGCUCCAACUCGCCGGCCACUCAGACACGCUAUAUAAUUCUGGACAGAGCUGAACGCAUGAGAGAUAUGGAUUUCAGUCUGCUUCCUGCUCUUCUGCGCCUACAGGAAUUGGUAAAUGAUAAUGUGACGGUCAUCUUGCUCAGCGAAAUUGUGUGGGAAAAGUUUCGGCCCAACACUGGCUGCUUUGAACCUCUGCUCUUUAAUUUUCCAGACUACAGUAAAGCGGAGCUUGUGCAGAUUCUGUCUCGGGAUCAUCACCCUUCCUACACACCUGAGCUCUACGCUUCCUACAUAAACAUCCUGCUGGGGGUCUUCUUCUCAGUAUGCAGAGAUCUGAGAGAGCUCAGGCACCUGGCUGCCCUGAAUUUCUCCAAGUUCUGUGAACCCCUGGAGAAAGGAGAAGCCAAAGAGAGUGAUAUUCACAAGUUAUGGAAAAACAUUGAGCCCCAUCUGCAGAGAGCCAUGCAGACGGUUUACCUCCGAGAGGUGUCCAGCAUGCAAUGGGAGCAGCAGCAGAUGGACGAGAAGGAGGCCACGACCCUCAGAGGUUUAUCAGCACAUGCUCACAUAGAGCUGCCGUAUUACUCCAAGUUUCUGCUGAUUGCUGCUUACCUGGCGUCGUUUAACCCUGCUCGCACAGAUCGCCGCUUCUUCCUCAAGAGUCAUGGGAAAAUAAGGAAGACUAAUUUCUUGAAGAAACAUGAGAAGACGAGUAACCAUCUGUUGGGACCGAAGCCUUUUCCUCUUGAUAGACUGUUGGCCAUAUUCUACAGUGUGGUUGAUAGCAGAGUUGCACCUACAGCCAGUAUCUUCUCACAGAUUUCAUCUCUAGUUACUCUGCAGCUUCUCUCUCAGGUGGGGCACGAUGAUCAGCUGGACUCACCCAAAUACAAAUGUGCAGUUUCACUGGACUUCAUACUUGCGAUCUCCAGAACCGUAGGCUUUGAUGCGGGGAAGUAUCUGUACGACUUCCUGUGAUCCUCUUGCAGUGGACAUGAACCAGGCAUUUAAUCUGACAAAAUCACAUCACUUGGAAUUAUGGACGUGAAUGGAAUGCUGGAUAAAUUGUGUUACAGGAAGUUCCUGCAUUUAUUAGUCCAAUCAGAUGUCACCAUGGGAAAAUACUCAGUUUAUACAAGAGACUCUUUCCUCAAAGAGAGAUUUGAUGGGUUUGGUGUGUUAACGUGUGGAACAACUUAAUGUUGGUCUAAUAAAUACUGUAUAGUUUGUAAUAAAAUUAAUAAUGAGUCCAGUUUAUUUUUCACACACUACCUUACAAAAGUUUGGGGUUGGUAUGACUUUUUUUUGUGUGUGUGUUUUUGAAAGAAGUCUUAUGGUGCUUACCAUGGCUGCAUUUACUUGAUUAAAAGUACAGUAAAAACAUUAAUAAUGUGAAAUAUUAUUACCACUUAAAAUAACCUG